Salvelinus fontinalis (brook trout) is the source of this 8642-nucleotide messenger RNA. Its product is annotated as adherens junction-associated protein 1-like. The transcript is spliced from 6 exons. NCBI's taxonomy places the organism in Eukaryota, Metazoa, Chordata, Actinopteri, Salmoniformes, Salmonidae. Gene Ontology annotation, molecular function: beta-catenin binding. The record is from RefSeq and is a predicted model, not a curated record. Gene Ontology annotation, cellular component: adherens junction; cytoplasmic side of plasma membrane; cell-cell contact zone. The coding region runs from base 883 to 2070 and encodes 395 amino acids.
CGAAGCAGGACUGGCAGAUUGUUAGUCUGUGAAAGGCACGGAGAGGCAGGGAGAUAUAGCACCGGGUGAUAACACUGCACUCUCUCUUCAAUUGACAAGUGCUUAUUUUCCCCUAUACCACUCACCGUGCGCAGCAUCUCGCGCUCAUAGACACACUCUUCCAAAAUAACUCGUCUUCUCACUUGGUCUCCUGUUUCUUUUUUCUUUUUUAACCUAUUACAUGAAUUUGUUCAAAGAUGUACGAAAUCUGGAAUUUUGGCCAAAGGUGACCUGUCUGCAUGUCGAAAUUCUUCGGUGCAUCUUUUCGGGGUUGACUGUUAUAACCGUCCAAACUGGGUAGGCUAUCUAUCCCGAUGUUUUGCGAUGCUCUGCCUCUCAGCAAUUUAGAAAAGUGCGUGGUCAUUUUCAGCGCCGAAUCCACAGAUGCCUACGACGAAUCACCUUGUCUUUCCGGUGUUCUUUUUCACAGCCUUUUGACUGUCCAGUGGAGUAAAUUCGAUGAUUUAUAUAAAGACAAAGUUUGACCGUCACAAGUGGUCAGCGGGCACCUUUUGGUAAUCGGACAGUGGACGGACCACCUGUCCACGGGCUCGGCGCGUCCUUAUCAACCUUAUCACAUUGAAGGAAAGAUAAUUGCCAAGUAAGAAUAAACAAGCAAAGUCCAAUAUAUUUGCAUCGUCUCGCCUUUGGUGGUGUAGUAGCAGGAUUUACAUCAUAUCUGGAGUAAUUUUAUGUGCGCAAUAUUGAAGGAUAUAGCCUUAGAAUGUUUGCAUUAAUGACAUUUGGAGUAAGGUUCAUCACUUGAGUGUAUUAGACACUAUAGACUUUUGUGGAAACCAUCUAAAUGUGAGGAAACCUGGAAACUGACUUGCUGUUGAGAAAAUGUGGAUAAAACGGUCUAUUGCACGCAGUCCGAUGUCUGUUCUACGGCCGGGGAGCUGUCUAGGGCGUCAGGUGUGGAUCCUCCUGGCCAUGACCCACCUCACCCUGGAUUUCUCCCUGUGUAGCCCCCUCAGUCAGGGCCUGGGGAUCAAGCUCAUCCCCAAACCUGUGCCUCGCCCCCGGCCCCACUCGGCGCCCCUCUGGGAUACUCCCAACAUUCUCCAUUGGAGGACUGUGAGCACUCUGGCGCACCGGCUCCUCAACCCCGUUCCACUGCCAGACAGCAGGGGAGGGCCAGUGCUAAAGGUCAGGGGUCAAAAGUACAGGAGACUGGCACACAAAGGACAGCCAUGUAAGGAGUGCCGAUGGAAAUACACAUCGACCGAGGCAUGGGAUUCGGCAGCAGCGGUAGGUCUCCCCAGGGGGAGCAAAACAGACAUGGUGAGGUUGUUACGGAGGGCUCGGAGACAGCUGAAAUGGGACGCCGACGACAAAUCUCAGGAUGGCAGGACCACGACAGUGGCCGGAUAUAUCGACUGGGGACCCACAGGGACAGAGGACAACUUUGACGAUGGUGAGGGGAAAACGGCGGCCAACUCCACGCUGUCCACCAAGGCCUUGACCACUACCGUGGCCACCACCACCACUACCACCACCACCAAGAGCCCCCAGAGGACGUUCGCGGUGGUGACCACCCCACACCCUAGGAGGCUGAGCACCACCAAGGCCAGCGUCAGUUUAGGGGAGACUGUCAAACCACCAAAGCCAUAUGGAGACACACCAGGUCUGGCAGUUCACCAGAUUAUUACAAUCACUGUGUCUCUCAUUAUGGUCAUCGCAGCCUUGAUAACUACGCUUGUCCUUAAAAACUGCUGUGUACAGUCGGGGAAUGGCCGUCACAGUAGUCAUCAGCGGAAGAUCCACCAGCAGGAGGAGAGCUGUCAGAACCUGACCGACUUCACCCCUGCCCGAGUGCCCAAUAAAGUGGACAUCUUCACCGCCUACAACGACAGCCUGCAGUGCUCGCACGAGUGUGUGCGCACCGCCGUGCCCGUCUACACAGACGAGAUGAUCCAGCAGACCCCUAUAUACAAGACAACCUAUAACGGAAAUAGACCUUCUCCCACUGAAAGGCAGCUGAUUCCUGUGGCCUUUGUGUCAGAGAAGUGGUUCGAGAUCUCCUGCUGACUAUCUGAAGCUUUUUUUACAUCACAUGGAUUGAACAAACUUCCUGAAUUUAUGCUCUGGAUCCUUUGGUAAACUUUUCCAGCCAAGAGAAAGAAGCGACUCAAAUGACACAGAUGAAGAUAUUUAUUUUUCUAUAAAUGAUGACAAACCGAGCAGCCAUACCGCUGCCACCAUAUACUAUUUUCCAGAGACCUGUGUUCAUUUAGAUAUCUAGUUAGAGUUAAUAUAUAACUAUAUUACUGGAUGUGCCAGAGAAGACCAUCUACGUCAGCGUCACCUUGAAGGGGAAUAGGUUUCUUGGAGAGCUAGGAGACUUGGAGCAUCUGCUCUCAGUGGAAAAAGCUGAGCUGUAUUACUGAACAAUGUGCCAAUUACGCCACUAUGUGCCAUAAUCUGUACAGAACAACAAUUCAUGGACAACUAAAGACAGUGCUAUAUUAACUCUGUAUCAAACAUAUUCUUUUUAAAGAAAAAUUAAGAAAAAAAUAUGUUUAAAAGUAUUUGAAUAUGUUUUCUGAAAUAGUCCAAAAAAUAUAUAUUAUAUGAAGCACUAAUCAUUGAGGGCAAGGGGGGAAAGAAAAGAAAACGGUAAAUGCUUUAGUCAACACCUACAUUUAAUGCAUUGUUACUAUGUCCCAUUUUAAAACCAGAGUAGUCUGUCUAUUUUUCUAUACAAAAAGAGGUCAGUCAGUCACAACCCAAACAGUGCAGUUCCAUGCCACAUGAUGUUUGGACAGUGGAAUGCCGUUAACAGUCCAAUCAGAGAUCGAAUCCAAGCCCAGAUUAUUUGCCCUUUCGCUAUGUCCUUUUUGUCAGAGGUUUUGGAUUGUGCUUACUACAUACAAAAGGGCUCUAUGGCUGUCGAACAUUGCAUACCCUAUGUCCUAUUGUGUUCAGUUCUAUCUGAAUUUGCAUAGCUAAAGCAAACAGAGAGGAUUAGCAGUAUGUUUACAUAUGUACUGACUCAGGUCAGUGUCCAAUACACAAGUUUUCCAUUUUCCAUCCCAAGCAUUAUUUACAAGGGAUAAGACAUGAUGACUUACUUUGAGUGUUGGUAGGAUAUGAGCGGUACCGCACAAGGGUGGAAUUUAGAAUGAACUUGUAAGAAUAGAAUUAUUCUAACUCAACAAUUACAGUAAGUGAGAAAUAUUGAAUAUCUCCUCUCAACUAUAUGAAUAGUCAGUGUUUACCACUGUUUCCCAGUGUCUAAUUGCAAAUAUUUCUCUUAUUAUUCUUAAAACAACCAAGGGUCAGGUUUAUCAAACAAUGCUUCUAAGGCCACUAAUAAGUGUGAUUUGUGUGUAUUAUUGGGGGAAUCACAAUACCUUUUUGUGUUGCAUUUAUCAAGCACAUGCUAAUUGGAAUUAUAAUUUGAAUGAUCAUAUUAUCAUCAAACACCUUUACAAAUGGUGCCCUGUGCGAGAAGUAUUUACAUUCAGAAGUAGUAUUUUCAAAAGCAUAAUCUCUGAAAUGCAUGCAAAUCAAGAAAUGGAAAUGAACAGGACAUCUGAAUAAAAAUGGUAAAGUAUUCCUCCUAAUUAGGUCCAAAUUAGCUGUAUAUCUUGUGCUGUGAAUGCAGACACAACCAUUUUUAAUAAUGUUCCUCCCUAAAGCUCACUUAUAUGAAGGAAUACACUAUCCCUCUUUCAUGUCAAGUGCAGUACAGUGAAAAACAACCAUGUUCUUUCUGGUUCCUGAGGGUUGCUCAUAGAUGCGAUUUUGUUUAACAUCAGCCUCGUCUUAACCUCCAGCAUCAUCAAUGAGAUGUGGAACUAGGGGGAUUAGGAGCAGCCAAUCAGAGUCUAGAAGACUGGGCCAUAUGUAAUACAUGAAUUAAUUGAUUAGUUAAUACAAUUCCACUAUUAGUGAGUCAGGACACUUGAACAUAACACAAAACAUUUCAUUACGCUAGUGGGUAGGUAGAAAGCACAAAAAAUAACAACACGUGAUUGCAAUUAUUCGGUGUCGACAGCAAUAUGUACAUAUUUAAAGAUGGACUGGAUUCUUCUCCGGAUGUGGGCUGAUAUCUGCACUUACUCAAUGAGAUGGACAAGAUUCAGGCUUCAGCUAUUCUGUUCCCAGAGCUCAAGGUAGAGGUGGACCCAUAGUACAGAUCCUAAAUCACUAAAUCAUAAGCUUAUGUAACUGGAGGGGUAAAGAACUGACCUUGGAUCUGUGACUGUGGUGCAACUAUGACUCCUAGUACACCACUCUCCACUCACACACCAAAACACCAUGAACGACCAUGCCAAUUCAUCCAAACAUGUACGCUGAGACCAAGUUGCGUCAACAUAACAUAUAUUUUUUGAACAAAAAGUGUUAUCUGGAUAGUCAGAGGGUUACUAAACUGUAUAUUAAACAUGUGUAAAUGUAUUUUCUAUUUAUUUACUUCUAUUUGUGUACAGGUAUGUUCUAUUUUUAAAGACCUGUCUCUUUUUGGGAAAGGUUUGGCUAGGUUGGGAUAGUGUCUUUGUUUACAUGUGAACUACCGUAUUUCUUUCACAACACAAAAAAACCUUGUGCCAAGCGUCCUACCUGCACUUUCAAGCAGUACCUGUAUUAUAUAUUUGGCUAAUGAAUACAAUACUUAAAUAGACACUGCAAUAUUUCACAUACUGAAAAAGUUGUUAGAAGUAACAAAGCUACGGUCCAGGAAGAGAAGGUCUUUUGAUUGUAUACUAUGAUGAGAUCGGCAUGCUGAUGCUUGGGGUUUGGUUGGUAGAAGAUGCGCAAUUAUCAAAUGCUGACAAACCAUUUUCAUAUGAAAUCUAUUUGCUUCUGGAGAUAUGAUUAGUCAUGGUGAAAAGGGGAAGUAAUGUAAACCCAAGAAUAAUUGUUAUGAGAGAAAGUUAGAAUGAGUAAAUUUUUUGUUCAUUUUUAUUGUAAAAUGUUAAACUACAUGUAACCACAACAUAUGUGUUAGUUUUCUCUUUAAAGGCAGGGAAAACUAUUAGGCCUAUGACCUCGUACUAUUUAGCAUGAGUUGAAACCACAGAUAAGUUAUCAGAAAGAAGUACAGUAGUAAAGAGAACAAAGAAUAAGGUUUCAGGGUUUUUAGGGUAAAUAUUUCACUCCCCUUUGCAUUUGCAGAGAACAAGUACAUGAACAAGGAUUUUUAUGUUUUGGUUUGUUUUGGUUAUGCUGGUACUGAAAUGAAUCGGGUAUGUACUUAUUAUGUCUUUCUUUCAUAUGAUGAUGACAAACACCACCAAUGUUUUGCAACAAAAUUCUCCACUUUCAUGAACAUCUUCAUGAUCAGAUUUUUAGAUAGCAUGAUUGUUUAAAGCCAGCUACAUACUACACUAUUUUUACCUCAAUAUUCUAAAGGAAGUUUGAGACAUCAUAGGAAUAUCAAGGGCACAAUUUCUUUAAUGUGAAAGGUUUCCUCAAGUGCUGUCUACAAGCCUCAGAUGUUCGAAUAUCCUCCCAAGCAUUGUCCCCAAUGCACAUUUCUUAAAUUCCUAAUAUACUUUCAUAUUGUUACAUAUGAAAGUGUUGUCUUGAAAUACACUACAUGGCUAAAAGCAUGUGGACACCUGCUCAUUGAACAUCUCAUUCCAAAAUCAUUGGCAUUAAUAUGGAGUUGGUCCCCCCUUUGCUGCUAUAACAGCCUCCACUCUUCUGAGAAUGGUUUCCACUAGAUGUUGGAACAUUGCUGCGGGGACUUGCUGCCAUUCAGCCACAAGAGCUUUAGUGAGGUCGGGCACUGAUGUUGGGCGAUUAGGCCUGGCCCAUAGUCAGCGUUCCAAUUCAUCCCAAAGGUGGUCGAUGGGGUUGAGGUCAGGGCUCUGUGCAGGCCAGUCAAGUUAUUCCACACCAAUCUUAACAAACCAUUUCUGUAUGGACCUCACUUUGUGCAUGGGGGCAUUGCCAUGCUGAAACAGGAAAGGGCCUUCCCCAAACUGUUGUCACAAAGUUGUAAGCACAGAAUCAUCUAGAAUGUCAUUGUAUGCUGUAGCAUUAUUCCUCCUCCGCCAACAUUUACAGUUGGCACUAUGCUUUGGAGCAGGUAGCAAUCUCCUGGCAUCCGCCAAACCAAGAUUCGUCUGUCGGACUGCCAGAUGGUGAAGCAUGAUUCACCACCCCAGAGAACUUGUUUCUACUGCUGCACAGUCCAAUGGCGGUGAGCUUUAUACCACUCCAGCCGACGCUUGGCAUUGCGCAUGGUGAUCUUAGGCUUGUGUGCGGCUGCUCGGCUAUGGAAACCCAGUUCAUGAAGCUCCCGCCAAAUAGUUAUUGUGCUGAUGUAGCUUCUAGAGGCAGUUUGGAACUCCGUAGUGAGUGUUACAACCGAGGACAGAUGAUUUUUACGCCCUACGCGCUUCAGCACUCAGUGGUCCUAUUCUGUGAGUUUGUCUGGCCUAUCACUUACCAUUUCACGGAUGAGCCGUUGUUGCUCCUAGAUAUUUUCACUUCACAAGAACAGCACUUACAGUUGACCGGGGCAGCUCUAGCAGGGCAGAAAUUUGACAAACUGACUUGUUGGAACGUUGAAAGUCACUGAGGUCUUCAGUACGGGAUAUUCUGCUGCCAAUGUUUGUGGAGACUGCAUGGAUGUGGGCUCCAUUUUAUACCUCUGUCAACAACGAGUGUGGCUGAAAUAGCCGAAGCCACUAAUUUGAAGGAAUGGCAAAGUAAAUGUAACUUGACAUAAGCAACUCACAGUUGCUUCUCUCAGAUCAGUUCAUCCCUCAGUGUGAAAUAUCAGUGCCAACAACAGCACCCAUGCUUCUCUGUAGGUAAUGCGGACAUAACAGAGCUAUUCUUUAUCAUAUCUGCUGAUUUUACAGUUAGCCCAUAGUGGUUGAGGCAGUUCAAUUGACUGUGAAGAUGACUAAUGACUAAUGGAGUUGCAGUAAGAUCAGAGAAAUAUGAGACUGAACACCUUUUGUGAGCAAACAAAUAUCUACAUAUGAGACAGACUGUAUGUCCUCUAGCUGUCUCUUCAGUGAUCCUUGACACUUAUAAUACAGCAUGUCCCCAAUGUGUCACCUAUGAGACAAACAAACUGUCAAAUAAUGAAAGGACGCAGUCGGUGCCAGCAAGAGGAAAGGUGUCACACAUAUUGUGCUGUAUUUUGCUUCAUGUUAAUACUACAGUUAAUAAUCAGUCAUAUUGAUUGCGACCUUUUGACAUAUUCAGAAUGUCAAUUCCAUGUUUUACUGGCCCAAUCUUUAAAAAAAAUUUAUCUAUGAGAUAUGAUCCAGAACUUGAAUGAUCAAUCUGUUUUGAGUCUUAGUAUUAAUCACAGGCCAGGGGGUUCAGGCUUAAGGUAUUUCAAUAUGGCACUAUACUGUUGGGGAACAUAUUAUUAUAAUAAACAUUGUGAGUAGCCUAGCAACGAUUGAUUGAUAGCACUAGAAUUCAUCUGGCCACAGGCUAAUUACAGUACAGGGGGGAUACUGAUACUCCUUGUUGUUCUGAAAUACUUAGAGAAAGGGGAUAAAUGCGUGGUGUUUGGAUUGUUUUUGGGUGCAUAUUUUUGCUUUACACAGGGUCGUUCAUUCUCAAACUGCUUUCCUCAUCAUGUUUUUAUGACUUUACGUAUUGUGCGCUUAAACUGUAUCUAAAGAGGAGGACUCCAAUUCUCCUUGCGGAUCAUGUUUUUAUUUUUCUAUUCAUAAGAGCUAUUGUACUGAUAUAAUCACCAGUGUUUGUCAACAGAGUUAAUGACUUGAACUAUGAUUUAAUGACGUCACCAUUUCCUAUAUGGCCAUUUUGGGUCAAGUAGAGUCUGGUUGCAUGAAACACAUCUGCCUAUGAGCAUAGCUAUAUGCCACUGCACAAAAUAGGGCCUCAGACUGACACUCAGUAUGAUGCCUUUAAAAUGGAGUGUAUAUUGAUCUGGACUGGUUUAACAUUGAUAUUUGAGAUAGCACAGCUCAAUCGAUAUAUGGUUAUCACUGGACAGGUCGUCAGAUUUGAACAGAGUCAGCCGUGACAGUGAGGCAUUGCCUUGUCACUCUCUCAGAGCAGAUGAAGCCAAACCGAUAUAUGUCUGAGAGAUAUUGGUAAGAUGUUUUUUCAGGUAUUGAAAUAAUUCGCAAGGCUAAAUGGUAGACAAACAAAUAUGUCUGACUGAGAUGACAUCUUUUUCUUUCUGGUGUUUCACACAGGUGCACACAACAGUUUGUUCAGCGAAACAAUCACAAGAAUCCAUACUACUACUACACAGAACCUGACUGAAGUCUUGUUGUUGCCAUAGAAAUGAAACAUUUGUACUUUGUGACUCUUAAACUUUUUAUAUUUGUGUUUAAUAUAUCAAUGAGUAAAUCUGUUACUUUUAUAUAUGAUCUAUCUAUGACUGUAGUACACACAGACGCACACAGAAGGACUGUAUAAACAGUCCAUUUCUGUGUCAGCUAAAUGUUGUAUAAUUUUAUUUUGUGUCUUAUGGAUCACAUCUCUUUUUGUAGGUAUUGGUAAUGUUUAAAUUUACAGGUGAUUUUGAUUUGGUUACUCUUGUACUUCUAAGCUCUGUAUUUGCAAGCACUGUAAAUGCGAUUCUCAUCGGAUUCGUCCUCUGUACAUUUAGUACUCUGAUGUUCCUAUAAAUAAAAUGUAAAACAACA